This is a messenger RNA of Rhodotorula graminis WP1, 2878 nucleotides long. RefSeq lists its product as uncharacterized. Lineage: Eukaryota; Fungi; Basidiomycota; Microbotryomycetes; Sporidiobolales; Sporidiobolaceae. Bases 1 to 2859 code for a protein of 952 amino acids. Gene Ontology annotation, molecular function: nitrate reductase (NADPH) activity; molybdenum ion binding; heme binding. Gene Ontology annotation, biological process: nitrate assimilation; nitric oxide biosynthetic process. The transcript is spliced from 7 exons. The record is from RefSeq and is a predicted model, not a curated record.
AUGCGACUCUCCCCCCCUCCCUCGCCGUCCACCUCCUCCGAUGAGGAGUCCUUUGCGUCCACGGCAGCUACGACCCGCUCGCCAUCGCCCAAGCUCGACGCCCUGGGCGGCGCCGGCCUUCCCUCGCCGUUUUACCCCCCGACCCUGGCCCGUCAGCACAGUCCUGACCACCUGCGCCACAGGUUUCCCCUGCUCCCGUCGACGAGCAACCUCCCCCUCGAGGCCGACUCGGCGACCAAGGGCACGCCCGACGAGUGGAUCCCGCGCGACGAGGCCCUCGUGCGCCUCACCGGCCGGUUCCCGUUGAACUGCGAGCCGUCGCUGCCCGACCUGUGGGCCGCCGGGUUCCUCACGCCGACUCGCCUUCACUACGUCCGCAACCACGGCGUCGUUCCGCGCGUCACGGCCGACGAGGGCCUCAAUUGGACGCUAGACGUCGGCGGCCUGUGUGAGCGACCCUGCACCCUCACGCUCGCCGACCUCGUCGACCCGCGCAAGUUCAAGACGGUCACGCUCCCCGUCACGCUCGUGUGCGCGGGCAACCGCCGCAAGGAGCAGAACGUUGUCCGCAAGUCGCUCGGCUUCUCAUGGGGCCCGGCGGGCCUCUCGACGGCGCUCUACACGGGCGUCUACCUCGCCGACGUCCUCGACUACGUGCGCCCACGCGCCGAGGGCCAGUUCGGCGAGCCGGGCUACCGUCGACCGGAGCACGUCAUCUUCGAGGGCGCCGAGGACCUGCCCAACGGCAAGUACGGCACGAGCCAGCGCCUGCGCGCCGCGCGGCAGAAGGAGAAGGGCAUGCUCCUCGCGUGGGCCCACAACGGCCAGGCGCUCGAGCCCGACCACGGGUUCCCGCUCCGCCUCGUCGUACCAGGCCAGAUCGGCGGGCGCAGCGUCAAGUGGCUCAAGAAGAUCGAGAUCUCGGACAACGAGUCGCAGCACUACCUCCACUUCUGGGACAACAAGGUCUUGCCGACUACGCUCACCGGCGAGGAGGCUCGCGAGCAACGAGACUGGUGGCACGACCCCAAGUACAUCAUCAACGACCUCAACGUCAACGCCGCCAUCGCUCGUCCCGCUCACGACGAGCAGCUCGUCGUCGCCUCAACUUCUCCCGCCCCCUCGAACGACUCGCCCUCGCCUUUACCCGGGCAGCACUACGUCGUCGAGGGCUACGUCUAUGCCGGCGGCGGUCGUCGGGUCACGCGCGUCGAGGUCACGCUCGACGACGGCGCCUCGUGGUCGCUCGCGCAGCUCUCGUACCCCGAGGACGCGUACCGGCGUGUCCAGUUCGAGAACAAGAAGGUGUGGGGCUCGUUCGACAUGCACGAGCGCGACGAGUCGUUCUGCUGGGCGUUCUACAAGCUCGAGGUCGCCGUCGACAAGCUCGCCGACUCGAGUUGCGUCGCCGUGCGGGCCAUGGACGAGAGCCUGCACCUCAUGGGCAAGACGAUGUACUGGAACCCGACCGGCAUGAUGAACAACUGGUGGUUCCGCGUCGUCAUUCACCGCUCGAUCAACAAGGCGGGCGAGACCGUCCUCCGCUUCGAGCACCCGACCAUGCCCGGCCUGCAGCCCGGCGGCUGGAUGCAGCGCCUCAAGGACGACGGCCUCGAUCCCGCCGAGCCGACCUUCACCGAGAAGUCGUCGUCGUCCCAGCACGAGCCGGUCGCCCGUGUCGUCGCACUCAAGCCGCCGUCCGUCAUGAUCAAGCCGGGCGUCGACCGCAAGAUCACGCUCGCCGAGCUCAAGGCGCACAACACCGACAGCGAGCCGUGGUUCGUCGUCGAGGGCCAGGUCUACGACGGCGCGCCGUUCCUCAAGGAGCACCCGGGCGGCGCCGAGAGCAUCACGAUCGUCGCCGGCGAGGACGCGACCGAGGACUUUAUGGCGGUCCACUCGAUCGACGCGCGCAAGCGCCUCGCCGACUUCCACAUCGGCACGCUCGUCGUCGACGAGGCGCCAGCACCUGUCGGCGUCGCCGCCGCCGUCACCGCCGCCGCCGCCGCCGCACCUCUCGACCCGACCUUCCUGUCCAAGUCCAAGUGGAAAGGCGCCAAGCUCGUCUCGAUCGACUACGUCAACCACGACUCGCGCAUCUACCGCUUCGCCCUCGAGCACCCGCAGCAGCCGCUCGGGCUCCCCGUCGGGCAGCACGUCUACGCGCGACUGCGGCGCAAGGCCGGCCGAGCAGACGGCGGCCCGCCGAGCGACGGGCCGCCGCUCGAGGGCGAGCUCGUGCAGCGCGCCUACACGCCGGUAUCUCGUCAAGGAGCCGAGGGCUUCCUCGACCUGCUCAUCAAGGUCUACUUCCGCACCUCGGCGUACCCUCAAGGUGGCAAGAUGUCGCUCGGGUUCGAGGAGCUGCAGGUCGGCGACGUCGUCGAGUUCAAGGGCCCGCUCGGCUCGUUCGAGUGGCUCGGCAAGGGCACGUGUAAGUGGCGCGGCGUCGAGCGCAAGGUGACCAAGGUCGGCAUGAUCUGUGGCGGUUCCGGCAUUACGCCAAUCCUGCAGGUGCUUCGCGGCAUCGUCCAUGACCCGCACGACGCGACGACGACGGUGCACGUUCUCAACGCCAACAAGACCGAGGCCGACAUCCUCAUGCGCGCCGAGCUCGACGAGCUCGAGAAGGUCGCCGGCUCGACCCGGUACGCGCAGCACCUCGUCCUGUCGCAAGGUCCCGACGACUGGCCGUCGUCGCGCGGUCGAAUCGGGCGCGAGCACCUCGAGCGACACCUCCCGCCACCCGCCAAGGACGCCCUCGUCCUCAUGUGUGCGCCUCCGGCCAUGCAGGACAUGGUGUCGACCCACCUCGCCGAGCUCGGCUGGGACUUGUCGACCCAGGUCGUCGUGUUCUGAGCGGGUCCCUCUUCCUCCU